Vigna unguiculata (cowpea) is the source of this 753-nucleotide messenger RNA. RefSeq names its product heat stress transcription factor B-4-like. Gene Ontology annotation, cellular component: nucleus. NCBI's taxonomy places the organism in Eukaryota, Viridiplantae, Streptophyta, Magnoliopsida, Fabales, Fabaceae. Gene Ontology annotation, biological process: regulation of transcription by RNA polymerase II. The record is from RefSeq and is a predicted model, not a curated record. Gene Ontology annotation, molecular function: RNA polymerase II cis-regulatory region sequence-specific DNA binding; DNA-binding transcription factor activity.
GAUUGUGAAUUAAAUUUUUUUAGUGAGGUUUGCACUCUUAUAUAUUUUAAAUGGAUCGCAUGGAACUUUCAAAUAUUGAAGUAAUAAUGUGAUUAUACAUGAAUUAUAAUGUAUGCCAAUGUUGCUACGUUAUAACUUCUUGGUGCUAUUAACUAUGAACAUUGAAUAGUAAAAAGCAGCAUAUGAAUCUUUGUUGUUGUGUGCAGGGUUUCAAGAAGGUAGUUGUUGAUAGGUGGGAGUUCGCGAAUGAGUACUUCAAAAAAGGAGCUAAGCACCUUUUGUGUGAAAUACAGAGGAGAAAAACACCUCAGCAACAUCACCAACUCUACCUUGACCAACCACCAUCCCAGAUUCUUCAACAAGAUGAAACUCUAUGCUGGCUUGACACUCCUCUUUCAUCUCCAAAACCAGACACAGACAUUCUAAUAGCCCUUUCUGAAGACAACCAAAGACUAAGGAGAAAGAACUUCAUGCUCUUGUCGGAACUUGCUCACAUGAAGACUUUGUACAAUGACAUCAUAUAUUUCAUACAAAACCAUGUAAAACCGCCACCACCAUCCUUUGAACAGAGAAUUCCAAAGCUGGUGGAUAAGUCCUUGUUCACUUCUUCCGAAGAAUCAAAUAGUUCUGUGAAGCUCUUUGGGGUCCUUCUGAGUGGCAGAAAGAGAUCGAACCCAGAUAACAUCAAUCGAUGAUCGGACAUUUUCACAAUUAAAUUUGGAUAAUUUCCCUCUGAUGUCUUUUACUAUAUAA